CCCUCACUCUCUCUCUCUCUACCCCUCACAGGCACACACUCUGUCAGUGGAAGAGAGGAUUUCAAAAUCCAGCUGUAGCUCAAAGUGCUCGUCUCCUAAGGCAUACCCAGCUAAGAUGAGUUUUUGGGCUUUUUUCCCCAUUUACGUUCUCUCUUUCAUGUUUACGACUUCUUUUGAAGACGUAAUGCUGUGCUGAGAUCUGCCAUCAGGAGCUGUGAGGGAGUAGGUGAUGUGCUGAAGAAGAGCAGAAGAAGUUUUUAAACAACAGCUGAAGCACCUGCUUGUGACUGAUUUGAACGCAGGCGCUCAGACUUCGCAUUCUGACACAAUGACCGUGUUCCUCUAGAGGGCUCUUGCUUUUUUUGUGUGUGGGCAUGUGUGUGAGUAUGUGUGAAUGAGUGUGUGGAGAGUGUGAGUGUGUGUCCGCGUGUUGGUGUGCCUUUGCCUGAACUGGAAUCAAACCGUUGGGAUCUUUCGAAUGGAAUUCCGGGACUUUGGAAUAACUACCGGGAGAAGUAUCAUGAGUUCGAUCAGUGGGCGCUGAGCUCAUUAUAAAUGUUAAACCACUCUCUGCUGGGAGCCACACAAUCUGUGGGAAUUCAAGAAGAGAUGACCACUGUGUCAGUGGAGUCCCUGAUGGCAAUGGUGGAUCGGAUUCCCAAUGCCACUGAGACUCCAGUGGAGACAUCUGCAGAGGAUAUGGCCGCCACCUUCACCAUUGGCACCAUCCUGUCCGUCAUGUGCCUCGUGGGCGUGUCAGGAAAUAUCUACACCCUGGUGGUCAUGUGCCACUCCAUGCGCGCAGCUGCUUCUAUGUACAUCUAUAUUGUCAACCUGGCAAUGGCUGACCUGCUCUACCUGCUCACCAUUCCCUUCGUGGUGUGCACCCACUUCUUAAAGGGCUGGUACUUUGGUGAUAUAGGAUGUAGGACCCUCAUUAGUAUGGACUUUCUCACAAUGCAUGCCAGCAUCUUUACACUGACUGUGAUGAGCACGGAGCGAUACUUUGCGGUUCUUAAGCCCCUGGAUACAGUAAAACGAUCCAAGAGCUACCGCAAAGCCAUCGCUCUCCUUGUAUGGACAGCCUCAUUGAUUCUGACCCUCCCCAUGAUCAUUGACAUAGAGCUCAAGAUGGAAAAUUCCAAGCUGAUGUGUCAGACCACGCUGAGCCCUCUGUCUUACAAGAUUUACAUCUCCUCACUUUUCUGCACCAGCAUCGUCGCUCCUGGGGUCAUAAUCGGCUACCUGUACAUAUGUCUGGCACGUGCCUACUGGAUCUCGCAGACCGAGACGUUCAAGCAGACUCAGAAGCUGCCAAACCACAAAGUUCUGUACCUCAUCUUCACUAUCGUUCUCCUCUUCUGGGCCUGCUUUCUGCCUUUUUGGAUCUGGCAGCUCCUGGGCCAGUUUAAUCCAGAGAUGGUCCUGUCCACCAAGGCCAGGCGCAACAUCAAUUACCUGACCACCUGUCUGACCUACAGCAACAGCUGCAUCAAUCCCUUCCUCUACACCCUCCUAACCAAGAACUACAAGGAGUACUUGCGGAAGAGGCAGCGGACCUGGAUGGCUGGGAGCUAUUUCAACCGAAGGAACCGCUUCCAGCGCUCGCCUCGCCGCUCCCUGUCCUCCAGCAGCCAGCAGUGCACAGAGAGCUUCAUGCUCACGCACACAUCACGCACCAAUAACAGCAGUUUGUGAGGGGAAGGAAGAAGAACGGCUGCAGCAGGAAGAGCCUGGAGCUGGCCAAGCUGAUUGGCACCCCUUUCCUCAGGAAAGGGAGCGAAAAAAGACAGAGGAAGAGGAGGGCAUUAGCCGAAAAGAAAGGACAGAAGUUGCGUCAAAAAAAUCUUCACCCACCUUCAGAUGGAUCACCACAUCACAUCUUCAAAACCUUAUAUUUUACUCUCUUAUAAGUUACUCUCUUAAAAAAUAUAUAUAUAUAUAAAAAUAAGAUUCCAAAAAGGGUUAAUAAUGAUAAUGAAAGCACUUGAUACAAAAAGGAAAAAACACUGAUCAUUGGGCCACAUUGUAUCCGGUGCUCACUAUUUAGAAUCUGUUGAGCACCACUUUGUGUCUGGGAAGCCCCACAUAGUAUCUGGUGCUCACUGCAUAGUAUCUGGUGAGCAUCAUACAGUAUGUUGUGAGCCCCACUUUGUUUUAACCUUAACAAUUUUACAUUAUGAAAAAAUUCUACCUGGAAAAAAUACACAAUGCCCCUUUAAGGGCUCCAUAAAUUGCACAAUGCCAAAACACUGAACAAAUAUUUUUGGGGUUCGCUAGAAGCAAACUUGGUUAUGGCUAACUUUAGCUUCCUAUAACCAAUUACUUAGAUGUAUACAAUAAUACAUGACUGUUGCAUCAUCUCCACCCAACAUGCAAUGACCUAAAUUUUAGGGAUGCAUGAUGAUAUUGAAAUUACAUCAGUACAUGACGAAUAUUUCAAACUGGUACUUGCUGAUGUAUUUAUUGUGUGCUAGAAAAGGACCAAGCGACACUGGCUGCAGUACCAAAAUUGGCCGAUACUGGUGGUGCUACUUUAAAAUGCAUUGCUUUGAUUGAACAUUGAUUAAAAAGCUAUUUUUUCCUUAUUUUUAUUAGCUAUAAAGUUUUACCAGAGUGUCUUUUCUUUCCACAAGCUUUGUGUAUAUUGGCUUCAGCAGAUAUGUACAUGUGUAAUAUCAGAUAUCUGCUUCGGCCCAGAAUUGGUGCAUCCCUACCUAAUUUAACUAAAGUCCAGUGAGGUUGCUGAACUUUACCGCUUCUCCAUCAUCACAACAGACUGGCAGGAUCACAAACAGAUCACUAGAAGCCUGCUAAAAAAGCAGUGUUCUUUUAACCAUGUCAUGCACUUCCCCCGAGUUCCCGCUUAGUUCCAAUGGGAAAACUGACUCAAAAACAAGAUGUAAGAUACAAAUGAGAAAUAGAAGUGGGCCCAAUAUUAAAAAUCAGUCCUUUAGACGAAAAGGGGGUCUUCUAUGGCAUUGCUCAAAGAACCCUUGGCGGCACAAUUCAAACUCAUGAAUGACGUUGACUGACUAAUACAUCAAGUUCUCUCAGCUCUAAUCCAUCCAUAUAAUUAGCCCUGUAAAAUGAAUAGAACGAGGCAUAAGGGACUUAAUGGAUCCUUUUUAUUUCAUUCUGUCUGUCAAAUUCUCCAAUCUCAAAGAUGAAGUUUUAAACACCUCACAAAAGGCAGCUUUAACUUUGCCUCGAUUGAAAGUGAUUUAUUUUAAUGACUAAGUUUCCUCCAAUAAUAUAACAUCAUUUCAGAAAAACGUUUAACAUAAAUGUGGCAUUGCAGAGGAUGAUUGGAAGAGGAUUCGGAUAUUAAUGGGGUUACAGUUGUGCAAGACUCCCCAUAUGUGUUUAGCAGGCAGGAAAAAUACAGAAGAAUCAUUACAUUUCAUUGUAUUUGUCUAACACAGUGAUGAAAGCUCCUCUGUUUAACGGCAGGAGACAAUUACUGAACCCGGGUUCAUUUUCAAAGCUUUGAAUACUGUUACGCACCCAGACAUCAAACAGCUGCCGACUGAGAAACGAGUGCGACGGUGAUGCUCUCCUCCUUCAUUGUGCCCUGACCCUUCCUAAGGCCUGAGGCUGACAGCAGCAGAGUGCGCUACUGACCUCUGAACUGACCUGAGAUCAGCAUUCUGCUCACAUCUCAGCCUAAACACUUCAGAAAAGGACGUGACGAGGGCUGCUCAACUUUCCUGAAACUUUUCUCAAAAAAAUGGGUCCAGAUAAAACAUUAGCAAAAACAAUAUCAUCAGUGAAGAGACGAAUUACGCUGAGACCAGCAGUGUUGAGGCAUCAUUAACGCAAAGAGAAGAAGAUUUAGAUUUUAUUCAGAGUUUAUGUAUUAAAAUAAUUUUUCUUGUUUUCUGACAGAUGUGUUCAGUUGUGAUAUUCAUAAAGAGAAGAUGAAUUCUAUAAUUUGUUUAAAAAAAAGAAACCAAUGUGAGUGGAUCUGUUAUGUUUUUAAAUGUUGUGGUAUUCUGUUUCUUACUGUUAACACACACUCAUUGUUUACACUAAAGCAAGCAGCCUAAAAAAAGCUAAAUGAAAAAAAAGAGGCAAAGACGCUUAUUAUUCCCUUAUUAUGCUUUUAGGCUGUAUUCAGACUACCAGCUAAAAUCUGAUUUUUAGCAUAUCUAGUUUUAAUCUAGAUUUUUUUUUUAUUGUAUGGACAGCCAGAAAAUACUUGAAAUCCAAUUUGGCAUAUCUAUAUUGUAUCCUGACAGAUUUUGAAUUAUCUGGACAGCAGAAAAAUCUGAUUCACGCACAUGUAGCUUGUAUGCUGACUGAAUUCUGAUUGUCUGAACAGCUGGAAAGCACAUAAAAUUUUGACAUUUGUAGAUUGUAUGCGGACUGAUUUUUGAUAGUCUGAAUAGCUAGAAUCCACAUGAAAUGUUGCCAUUUCUAGGCUCUAUCCAGAUUAUCUUGGAGAAUUUUUUGGAAUGCCAGAAAAGACAGUGAAAUAGAUUUUUGCAAAUCGGAUCCAAACCACAUUUAGAGGUGGUUUGAAAUGUGAUUACAGUCAGAGUUUUACAGAUGCAUCUCAGUCUGGAAGCUCAAUUGGAUUUCAUCGUGUCCAUUUCGUCACUCACAAUUUAGGUUAGUUACUGAUGUUAACCUCGAUACCCCAGAAACCCUUGCAGAUAUGUAUGUGAUGUUCAGACACACAAAUCUGAUUUGAUCACUUUAAAAAUAACAGUGUGGACAUACAUCUCAACAGAUCUGAUCUGAGAAUCAAAUCUGAUUAGCCUGCAGUCUGAACAUAGGUUUAAGCAGCCGAAUGUGAAUGAAGAAUUUCUCUUGCUCAUGUGUGUAAAUCAGGCAGAGUCUUCUAUAAAGCUAAAAGCUGCCUCUGUUCAAGCCUGAAUUCAAUUCCUCACUGGAGCUCACCUCACUGUAGGUGCUCCAAAUGACUAAAACAGGCCACACUGGUCUGCUGUUUAACAUGUUAAUUUAUUUCUUAUGAAAACGUUUUCACGGAUACACAUUCUGAAUGGGGGUCCAGAGUGCAAACUGCACAAGCCUGCUUUUCCUAUUAGGCCAAAGGGAAUAGCUUGAAUCCUCAGUGCUUAGACUGUAAAUAUGUCUUUUUUUCAUUAAAUCUAUACGUUUUGCGCAGGCCACACAGGCACUUCGGUAUUUGUCUUACUGUCAUCAAUGUCCUUGCAGUAGAUGUACAGUGAUGCCAUUAUUUUGAAAUUCUUUUUGUAGCUAUAAUUGCACAAUGUCUCAUGAAACACCGAUUGUAAAUGACAUUUGAAAAUGCAAUUUGAAAAUUGAUGAUGAAUGGACAAUAAUAAAAAAAAUAUUUUGCGA
Astyanax mexicanus (Mexican tetra) is the source of this 5331-nucleotide messenger RNA. It is a transcript of the gene uts2r1, whose product is annotated as urotensin-2 receptor. Gene Ontology annotation, biological process: blood vessel diameter maintenance; neuropeptide signaling pathway; regulation of blood pressure. Bases 556 to 1698 code for a protein of 380 amino acids. Gene Ontology annotation, molecular function: urotensin II receptor activity. Gene Ontology annotation, cellular component: membrane. Lineage: Eukaryota; Metazoa; Chordata; Actinopteri; Characiformes; Acestrorhamphidae. The transcript has 3 exons. The record is from RefSeq and is a predicted model, not a curated record.